AUGCUAACUCCGACCUUGGUGCACGAACAAUUCAAUGCCUUGUCCAGUGCCUACAGUGACAACGCGGCAGUCAUUUUGGGCUCGGAAGGCUCCUUUCUGCCGCCCUCACACAUCAAUGGCGAAUACAACGUCGUGGAUAAGCCAGUCUACAACGUCAUAAAGGUAGAAACUGGUUUUGCCUCCGUUCAAAGAGACAGCGCCGAAGUACAGCGUCGGGCUCAAGAGGUUAUCAACGCUUGCGCGUCCAUGGCAAAUGACAACCCAAUCCUGUUCAUACGUGAUGUGGGUGCGGGUGGCUUGAGCAAUGCGAUUCCCGAACUCGUUCAUGACAUUAGCAUUGGAGGAAACUUUGAGCUCCGUGAUAACGACAACGCAGGAUGUAGAACUGCUACGAGAUCUGGUGCAAUGAGGCGCAGGAAAGAUAUGUUCUACCCGUCGCCCUACCUACCUUCCUAA
Letharia columbiana is the source of this 456-nucleotide messenger RNA. RefSeq lists its product as uncharacterized. The transcript is spliced from 4 exons. NCBI's taxonomy places the organism in Eukaryota, Fungi, Ascomycota, Lecanoromycetes, Lecanorales, Parmeliaceae. The coding region runs from base 1 to 456 and encodes 151 amino acids. The record is from RefSeq and is a predicted model, not a curated record.